AUGUCGGACUCUCAGUCUCCUCCUAAGGAUGUCGAACAAGGUGCUCAGUCGCCUGAAGACGAAGGCCAGAUGAACGAGCAAGACCCACAGUCUGCCGGCCCCGGCUACGAGUUCGAAGGUGUCAAGGAGCAGGACAGAUGGUUGCCUAUAGCGAACGUGGCUAGGAUUAUGAAGAACGCUCUUCCGGAGAACGCCAAGAUUGCCAAGGAAGCUAAGGAGUGCAUGCAAGAGUGCGUUAGCGAAUUCAUCUCCUUCAUCACAAGCGAGGCGUCGGAAAAGUGCCAGCAGGAGAAGCGCAAGACUGUCAACGGUGAAGACAUUCUGUUUGCCAUGACGUCACUGGGAUUCGAGAACUAUGCGGAGGCCCUCAAGAUCUACCUGUCAAAGUAUCGCGAGCAACAGAGCCAGAGCAACCGUGAGCGAGUGAUGGAAAACCCCGGAUGGAGUAGCGGUAUCGGCGACGAGAAGCUGGGCGAGGGUGCUGAGUACGGUGCGUCCGAGGGGCCUGGCGCUGUCGAUGCCACCGGCGAUGUCAGCUACAUCUAUGGCGGUGCGCAGGCUGGUCACGCCGACUCCGGUGCCGGCAACGGUUAUUAG
This is a messenger RNA of Geosmithia morbida, 597 nucleotides long. RefSeq lists its product as uncharacterized. Gene Ontology annotation, biological process: regulation of transcription by RNA polymerase II. The record is from RefSeq and is a predicted model, not a curated record. Gene Ontology annotation, cellular component: CCAAT-binding factor complex; nucleus. Gene Ontology annotation, molecular function: DNA-binding transcription activator activity, RNA polymerase II-specific; protein heterodimerization activity; RNA polymerase II cis-regulatory region sequence-specific DNA binding. The transcript is spliced from 3 exons. Lineage: Eukaryota; Fungi; Ascomycota; Sordariomycetes; Hypocreales; Bionectriaceae. The coding region runs from base 1 to 597 and encodes 198 amino acids.